This is a messenger RNA of Panicum virgatum (switchgrass), 777 nucleotides long. RefSeq names its product UDP-glycosyltransferase 89B2-like. Gene Ontology annotation, molecular function: UDP-glycosyltransferase activity. The transcript is spliced from 2 exons. Lineage: Eukaryota; Viridiplantae; Streptophyta; Magnoliopsida; Poales; Poaceae. Bases 1 to 777 code for a protein of 258 amino acids. The record is from RefSeq and is a predicted model, not a curated record.
AUGGCGAUAUCCAUCGGGGGACGCAGGAGGUCGCUGAGGACGAGGACCGGAGAGACGAUCGCGCUGCACGCCCCGCUCGGCGAGUGGCUCCUGCGGUCCUCCCGCGGCCGCUCCGGCGACAGGAAGGCCGCUGGCCCCGUCGUGGCGGUGGUCUUGGACUUCUUCUGCGGGUGGACGCAGGCGCUCGCGGCGGAUGCGGGCGUGCCGCGGCUUGUGUUCGUGCCGUCCGGCGUGCUCGCCACCGCCGCUACGCACUCGCUGUUCCGCCGCAUGCCGAGGCCCCCCGAAGGGGACGCGGGGCACGGGUACGCCGUCUCGCUCCCGGGCCUCCCUGGCGCGCCGGCCUUCCCGUGGCGGCAGCUCUCGCGGAUGUACCGGAGCUACGCGGAGGGCGGCGGUGACGAGCACACCGAGGCGAUCAAGGACAACUUCCUCUGGAACCUGGACAGCGUGGGGUUCGUCUGCAACACCUGCCACAGCCUAGACGCGCAGCCUCUCGAGGCCCGGGCGGGCGCAGCGGGGACGGGGCUGGUGCUUCACGGGUGGGAGCCGCAGGUGGCGGCGCUGCGGCACCGCGCGGUGGGGUGCUUCGUGACCCACUGCGGGUGGAACUCGGUGCUGGAGGCCUGCGCGGCCGGGGUGCCCAAGCUGGCGUGGCCCAUGGCCGCCGACCAGUUCUUCAACGCGCAGCUCGCCGUGGAGGAGGCGCGGUCCCCGACGCGGACGACCUUGCGCGCGCCCUGGCCGAGGUCGUCAGGGAGGCCGGCGCCGGCGUGA